Molecule: messenger RNA, 3146 nt
Organism: Cannabis sativa
Lineage: Eukaryota; Viridiplantae; Streptophyta; Magnoliopsida; Rosales; Cannabaceae
Product: zinc finger CCCH domain-containing protein 30
Exons: 2
Coding region: 291-2468 (725 amino acids)
Molecular function (GO): protein binding; metal ion binding
Source: RefSeq, a predicted model, not a curated record
AUUAAUUAAUUUUAUUUAUUUAUUUAUUUUGAAUUAGAAAAGAGAGAGAGAACAUAGGAAUUGGGGAUGGAAGGAGAAGAAGAACAAAAACCCAAAGCUUUCUUUUUCGACUGUCUCUCUCUCUCUCUUACUCAUUCAAACAAAGAAAAUUUUCUCGGAAUCCAAACACUCCGCUCAACACUUGAAACCUCUUAGAUCUGUCCGUCACUAUCACAGUGUGCCUCAAUGGCGCUUGCUACUGCUUCGCUUUCUUAGCUGCAGGAUUUGCUGGCUUUUCGGCCAAUAAAAGCAUGUGCUGUGGAUCAGAAAAACUGAAGCCUAUAUCAUCUUCAACCCCAUCUCCUAUUUCUAUAAUUGAAAGUAGAGUCACCAACAUAGCCAUGAAUCACUUGACUAUUCAAACCGAAGAUACUUUUGCCAGUUUGCUUGAGCUAGCUGCUAACAAUGACAUUGAUGGAUUCAAAAGAUCAAUUGAGCGCGACCCUUCCAGUGUUGAUGAGCCUGGUCUCUGGUAUGGUCGUCAAAAAGGCUCAAAGGUGAUGGUUAAUGAACAGAGAACCCCUUUGAUGGUUGCAGCCACUUACGGUAGCAUUGACGUUGUCCAAUUGAUUCUUUCGUUGUCUGUUGCUGAUGUUAAUUUUCACUGUGGUCUUGAUCGAAGUACUGCACUUCACUGUGCUGCAUCUGGUGGGGCUAAAAAUGCUGUUGAUGUUGUAAAACUGCUUUUAGCAGCUGGUGCUGAUCCAAAUUUGGUUGAUGGCAAUGGUCAUUUUCCUCUUGAUGUUAUAGUUGUUCAUCCUAAGCUGCAAGAUGUCAAAUUGGCACUUGAAGAGCUCCUUAAGACUAAUGGUUCUGCUAUUGAACACACUCUAACAGUUUCAACUAGAACUGUGAAUUCAAGAUCUCCUACUCUUUCUUCAUCUUCAGAAAACGGGUCUCCUUUGGGUCAAGAUUUUAAUUCUUCACCAUCGAGGUCUAAGUUUAUUGAUUUUCCUGUUUCCGAGAAGAAAGAAUAUCCUGUUGAUCCGUCUCUUCCAGAUAUCAAGAACAGCAUCUAUUCAACGGACGAGUUUCGAAUGUACUCAUUCAAGGUCCGGCCGUGUUCUCGUGCAUACUCUCAUGAUUGGACUGAAUGUCCUUUUGUCCAUCCAGGUGAAAAUGCACGGAGAAGGGAUCCCAGGAAGUUCCAUUACAGUUGUGUUCCUUGUCCUGAAUUUCGAAAAGGAGCUUGCAGACGUGGGGACAUGUGUGAGUAUGCUCAUGGCGUGUUUGAGUGCUGGUUACACCCAGCUCAGUAUCGAACCCGCCUUUGCAAAGAUGGAACAAGCUGUGCAAGGAGAGUCUGCUUCUUUGCCCAUACUCCUGAAGAACUCAGACCAUUGUACGUCUCUACUGGUUCUGCUGUUCCUUCUCCUCGCACAGGCACUUCUGGAGCUGCUGCCAUGGAUUUUGCUGCAGCAAUGAACAUGUUACCUGGCUCUCCAUCAUCUAUGUCUGUCAUGUCUCCUUCACCAUUCACCCCACCAAUAUCGCCUUCUGGUAAUGGUAUGUCCCAUGCCUCUGGUGGCUGGCCCCAACCAAAUGUACCUGCAUUGCAUCUCCCAGGCAGCAAUCUUCAGUCCAGUCGCUUGAGAUCUUCCCUUAAUGCAAGAGACAUUCCAACAGAAAGCUUUGAUUUACUGUCAGAUUUCGAUAUGCAGCAGCAACAUCAACUCCUUAAUGAGUUAUCUUGUCUCUCACAACCAUCUUUUAGUUCUAAUUCUUUGAAUCGUUCCGGGCGGAUGAAGACACUAACACCCUCGAAUCUAGAUGAUCUCUUCUCGGCUGAGAGCUCGUCACCUAGGUACUCUGAUCAAGGCUUGCCAUCGGCUGUUUUCUCACCGACUCACAAAUCAGCAGUUAUCAAUCAAUUUCAGCAGCAGCAGACUAUGCUUUCUCCAAUCAACACAAAUUUCUCCCCCAAAAAUGAUCACCCUCUCAUGCAUCAGUCUUCAUUUGGUGCCCCCUCAUCUGGGAGGAUGUCUCCACGAAAUAUGGAGCCUAUUUCACCAAUGGGCUCUCGGGUUUCCAUGUUAGCUCAGCGAGACAAGCAGCAAUUCCGCAGUCUCAGCUCACGAGAACUGGGCUCCAAUUCUGCUUCCACUGUUGGUUCCCCUGUAAAUUCUUGGUCAAAAUGGGGAUCCUCCAAUGGAAAACCGGAUUGGGCAGUUAGCACCGAUGAGCUAGGCAAGCAUCGCAGGUCCUCCUCAUUUGAGCUAGGGAACAAUGGAGAAGAACCGGACCUAUCAUGGGUUCAAUCACUAGUGAAAGAAUCUCCAACCGAAAUGAAAGAAAAGUCAAAGGCUCCAAUUUCAGGUGUUUCGGCCAAUAACACGUCCUCCAACGAAACGGAGGGAGUCGAUCAUGCCGUGCUGGGAGCAUGGCUUGAACAAAUGCAGCUCGAUCAUCUCGUGGCUCAGCAAAACUGAAAAAAGUUUCAGCAAGAGCCCUGAGAGGUAGUUAACAACAACAGAAAGGUUUUGGUACAUAACAUAAUGCCUUUUUUUCAGAUUUUUGUUGGCGGGAUUGGGUGUGGAGAAAAGGUAACUACAGUAAGUAACAACAAGGAAGAAGAAACCAAAUGGAGGAGAGAAACUAAAACUCCUCCCAAGAAGAAAUUCGUUUUCACCAUUUAUUGUUUACCACAUAACUAGAAAAAGGGUAAGAACACAUCUGGGUUAUAUACUCUAGAAGUGAAAAAAAAAAAGAAAGAAGAAGGGUCUCUUUUAGGAAUUAUAUGAUUUGUCAUAUUUUUUUUCAUCUAUGAUGUCAAAACUGAAAAUGUUAUAUGCUUGUUCCAUCAUUUUCUUUCCCCUUUAUUAUUAAUAUUCAUUGGCUCCUUUGGUUAAAUCAUUUAGGAGGGUGUCAUCAUUAUAUCAUUAUCCUCUCUUAUAGUCCAUUUUUGGGGAUUAGAAAGGAUUUUGCUCCAAAUAUCUUUUCCUUAUGUAAUUUUUUAGAAAUAUAAUAUGUAACUGUGCUGGUUACUUUGGGGUUACAAAGGAGGGAGAUAGAGAGAUAUUGUGAUUCCCUUUCUUGUGUAACAUUCAAUUUUAUUACUUUUGGUAUUUUAAUAUACCUUUAUUUAUUAUUAGUAUUAUUAUUAAAAA